Messenger RNA from Aspergillus bombycis, 867 nucleotides. RefSeq names its product uroporphyrinogen-III synthase HEM4. Gene Ontology annotation, biological process: uroporphyrinogen III biosynthetic process. The coding region runs from base 1 to 867 and encodes 288 amino acids. The record is from RefSeq and is a predicted model, not a curated record. NCBI's taxonomy places the organism in Eukaryota, Fungi, Ascomycota, Eurotiomycetes, Eurotiales, Aspergillaceae. Gene Ontology annotation, molecular function: uroporphyrinogen-III synthase activity. The transcript has 3 exons.
AUGCCACCUCAAUUCACCUUCAACACCUCCUCGACCCCCAUCCUGCUACUCAAAACCAAAUCCUCCCCGACAGACAGCUACGAAGAAUACUUCUCCGCACACAGCUACACCCCCACCUUCAUCCCAGUCCUCGAACACAACUUCCACACCCCGAACCUAACCAUCGUGAAACAGCUCUUCCAGGCCGUUGAAGGAUUCGCGACGAUCCUCGACGAUAUCGACGAAUCAACCAAACACUCCUCCUCCCAAUCCCUAAUCCUGUACACCGUUGGCCCCGCCACGUCCCGAUCCCUAGCCUCCAUCCGAGACGACCACCUCCCCCACUCAACAAUCCUCGGCUCGGAGACAGGAAACGGUGAGAACCUCGCGCACUUCAUCCUCUCCCAUUACAACUCGCUGUAUGACGCGCAAGAUGGCCCGAAGCCGCCUUUGUUGUUCCUUGUCGGGGAGCAGCGGAGGGAUAUCAUUCCCAAGACGUUGAUGGCGGGGUCGCUGUCGCCGGAGCAGCGGAUUGGGGUGGAUGAGUUGGUGGUCUACGAGACGGGCGUUAUGGAGGGGUUUGAGGAGACUUUUGCGGAAGCGGUUCGUGCUUCGGAGGAGUUUUUGGGGGGUGGGGGGGAGAGGGCCGUCUGGGUGGUUGUGUUUUCGCCGACGGGGUGUGAUGCUAUGGUGCGGGUGUUGAGGGGGCUUGGGGAUGGGGAGAGGAGGGUAUUUGUUGCUACGAUUGGGCCUACGACGAGGGAUCAUUUGAAGAAUAAGUAUGGGUUUGAGGCGCAUGUUUGUGCCGAGAAACCGAGUCAGGAGGGAGUAGGCAUGGGCAUUGAGGAAUUCAUGAAGAUCUGGAGGAAGAAUAGGGCCGGGCAAUAG